This is a messenger RNA of Bursaphelenchus xylophilus (pine wood nematode), 5081 nucleotides long. The record is from the annotation of a GenBank genome assembly. NCBI's taxonomy places the organism in Eukaryota, Metazoa, Nematoda, Chromadorea, Rhabditida, Aphelenchoididae.
AUGUCGCUGCGGCUGGACAACGAGCAGGAGAAGCCCAUCUACGACAACCCCACCAAAGAUGACAAAGAUGUAAGUGGAAUGUAAAAUUCUUUUUUUUCAAGAUAUACAUAUGUUAUCUGGGUCUUCAAAAUGAAGUAAUCUCGUUUUUGCAGGAAGAGGAAGACCGUGGAAUGGCGCUAGCGCCGUCCAUCACCUUGUUCGGUGGUGUUAUGGUGAUUGUUGGCUGUAUUAUUGGCUCUGGGAUCUUCAUCUCACCGAAGGGAGUGCAUGAAAGUAAGCGAACUUAAUUUUGUCAUCAUUUCCCUGCAAAAAAUCCCAAUUUUAUCAGUCUGUCGGGAAAAUAAUGUGGAUUUUUUGCACCUUGGAAGAAUUGCCCAUCAUCGCUUUUUGAUGUCUAACCGUGGCUGGUGACUUGCAGCGGAAAGAUUCAAGUUUGCAACGAAAAAUUUUGCCACGACAAAUCCACAUUAUUUUCCCGACAAACUAAAAUAAAAUUGUGCGAUCAAAAUUCCCUAAAAUCAGGUUUAUGCCGACAAAAAUCCACUAUCAGUCUGUCGGGAAAUUAAUGAGCACUCUGUCGCAUCGAAAAUCGCAGCGCCGCCGAGAAAAUAAAAAAAAAACAGAAAAAAGAAUUGUGUCACGGAAAAAUCAAAUUGCUUUUCAAUUCAGUGCUCAUUAUUUUCCCGACAGACUGAUUUCCUGAAUUUUUCGAAAAUAGCGGCGCUACGUAGGCUUUUUUUCCAACUGCGUCAUCACGGUUUCGCCGAAGCUCCUUCGCACAGUGCAAGCUCGAAAAAGCGGUUUGCACUAGACAUGGCUGGGGGGCCGGGCCGGGCCGAAAAUCGCGGCCCGGCCCGGGGGGCGGAAGAGGUCGGCCCGGCCCCGGCCCCCUUCAAAUUUUCUCGGCCCGGCCCGGCCCCCAGGGGCCGGGCCGGGCCGGGGGCCGACCGGGGGCCGAACUGUAAAUAUGAACAAUGCAUUCGUUACGAGAUAUAACACAUUUUUUUGGGGCUUUGGUAGUUCAGCCCCCCAGGAAAGAUAGCUCAAACCCCCACUGUUUUGUCCAUUUUACACCCCCAUAAUGAAAAAUUUAGAAUAAUACAAAAAAUGCAAAUUAGGGUAAAACGACCCCCGGCGUUUUAGCUCAAACCCCCAGUUACCGUCCAAAUUCGUUCUUGUGGUUCAGGCAACGACGAUCGUAGCCGAGAGAACCCAAUCCCGAGUAGGAGCUUCAGAUUGGAUGAGGGGGUUUAUGCUGGGUCCAGGGGGGCUGAACUGGACGGGUUGUACUACCUUAGCCCCCAUUUUUUUGUUAUAACAAUCGACAAUAAAUUUUUGAAAAAAAAUUACCAACCAUUGCCUAUAGUACAAAAAACCCAAUCGGUUCUUGGCUCUGCCUUUCUAUUUUUGUUGGCAACCCUAAUUUUCGUUUUGGCUUUUAGUCAUUGGGGGCCGAGGCCGGGCCGGCCCGGCCCACUAGCCAUGUCUAGUUUGCACUGUGCGAAAGAGCAAAAUGCACGGUGCGUUCGCGAAUCGCGAUAAAAGACGAAAAAAAACUAUGCAUUUUUUCAAGAUUUAAGGACUUUUUAUCGCGGGGCCGCACCCUUCAAAAAACCGCACUUUGCACUGUGCAUUCAAUUUUUUUAAAUUUUCGCACGGUGCAUUCAAUUUUUUAAAAAUUUUCGCACUGCGCAACCAAAAUAUCGCUGCGACGAAAAGUAUUUUCAGCCGACAAUGAGUCGCUGCGACGUUUCUGAAGCGAGUUUGCGCAAUCGGUGAAAAUGCACAGUGCAAAAUGUUUGAAGAUCCCGCACACUGCGAAAAAAAGCAAAAAUGCACUCACUGUGCGUGUGCAAUAAAUUGUCAAUGGACUUUUAUCAGUCUGUCGGGAAAAUAAUGAGCACUCUGUCGCAGGGAAAAUUGCAUCGCCGCUGAGAAAAUGAAUUGUGUCGCGAAAAAAUCAAAUUUCUUUUCAUUUCGGCGAUGCGAUCCGCGCAGCGACAUUGUCCUCAUUAUUUUCCCGACAAACUUUUUUUUGAACAAGCAGAGUAACAUACACAAAUUUUCCAGAUAUUCAAUCAGUCGGUUGGUCGAUGGUGAUCUGGGUGGUGUGCGGCCUGUUCUCGGCGAUUGGCGCCUACUGCUACGCCGAGCUGGGGACUUUUAUCCGCUCCUCGGGCGGCGAUUAUGCCUAUGUUUUGGAGGCGUUCGGGCCUCUGAUGGGCUUUAUUCGUAUGUGGAUUGAGUGCAUCAUUGUGCGGCCGUGCACUAUCACUGCGGUCGCGAUGACAUUCGCCACCUACAUCCUGCAGCCGCUAUAUCCCCACUGUCCGCUGCCCUUUUUGGCGCCGCAGUUCUUGGCCGCUUCGGUCAUCCUGCUGCUGUGCAUGAUCAAUUGCGUCAGUGUGAAGUUUGUGACGCAUGUGCAGAACCUGUUCACGAUGACCAAGUUGGCGGCGUUGAUUUUGAUAAUUGCCACUGGGCUUGUGCUCAUGUUGAUUGGAGAUCGUAAGUUAUAAUUUUAUAUAUAUAUAUAUAUAUAUGUAUAUAUAUAUAUAUGUAUAUAUAUAUACAUAUAUAAUAAUAUAUGCUGUCAAACCUCUGUAAAACAAAUCGCAAGGGAAGAAUAGAGUUAUCAGUCUGUCGGGAAAAUAACGAGCAUUCUGUGGCAUAGAAAGAAUCGCAACGCCGCCGAGAAAAUGAAUUGCGUUGCGGCAAAAUCAAAUUGCUUUUCACUCCAGCGACGUGAUUGGCGCAUCGACAGCGUGCUCAUUAUUUUCCCGACAGACUGAUAAAAAUAUGGGAAAUGCUCAAAGUGCAACGUUCAGAUUUUGAUGAAACUAACCACAAUUUAGAUAAAUUGUUUGGAGGCAUACGAGACUUCUAGCCCCUUCUUUUCAUAAGCGACCAAUAUUUUUUGGCCGAAAGUUGGCAAAUACUUGACACUUUUUUGCGACACUUCUUUCAAAAAUUUUGCGCUGUAAAGCAUCAUGUUUAUUCCUAACAUCAAGGCGUUGAAGAUCUCGGCUCUCCCUGUAAAAUACAGGCUAAAAUCUUCCGGGAUUUAUCUGUGGCCUUGGCACAAUAUGUGGGCAAAAUUUGAGGAAAAUCUGAGCGUCGCGCUUUGGGGCCAUUACUUGGUCAGUGGCUUCUAAAAAGCUUCUGGUCAGUGGCUUCUAAAAAGCAUAGAUUCUCCGUAUUUUUAUCAGUCUGUCGGGAAAAUAAUGAGCACAAUGUCGGUUGCGCCGAUAAAAUGAAAAACAAUUUGACUUUGCCGCGAAGACAAUUCACUUUCUCGGCGACGAUGCGAUUUUCGAUGCGACAGAGUGCUCAUUAUUUUCCCGACAGACUGAAAAGUAAAGAUUUUUCUUUAUUUUUCUUUAUGGUAAUGUUUUUUCAUGUAAAAGAAAUCCCACUCAAUUUGCUGUCACAAAAAAGUUAUUUCUCAUCAAAAUCAACAAUUUUUGUACAUUUUAUUAUUAAAAUGAUUAUAAAAAAACUAUUUCCAGCCUACCUCGACUCCUUCGAAGGGAUGUUUGAGCUGCCCAACAUUGGUGCCGGCCAAGUUGCGCUUGCCUUUUACUCGGGUCUCUGGGCCUACAACGGCUGGAACUACCUCAACUUCAUCACCGAAGAGCUCAUCAAUCCCACGCGCAAUUUGCCUCUGGCCAUUUUCAUUUCAAUGAUCACAGUCACGGUGAUCUACUUGCUCGCCAAUCUCGCCUUCUACGCCGGCACCUCGCCGGACGAGCUGCUCGAAAGCAAAGCGAUCGCUGUGACUUUUGCCAACAAAUACUACGGCCCGAUGGGGAUUAUCAUGCCGAUUCUGGUGGCGGGAAGUUGUUUCGGCACCGUGAAUGGAAUCAUGUUGACUUCGUCGCGACUUUUCUUCGUCGCCGGCCGAAACGAGCACAUGCCCCGAGUGCUCAGCUAUCUGAAUGUUCAGUGGAAAACGCCGGUCCCAGCCGUGCUGUUCACAUGCCUGUUGUCGCUGUUUUAUUUACUGUUGAGCGACAACAUUUACACGUUGAUCAACUACGUGCAAAUCGUGAACUGGCUGGCCAUCGCGAUCGCUACUUGCGGAUUGCUUUAUUUGAGGUGAGCAAUAGACUUGUUUUGCAUCUGAAAACAAUGAGCACAAUGUCGCUGCGUCGAUCGAGUCGCUAAAGUCAAGACUCAAUUUAUUUUCUCGGUGCCGAUUUUCGAUUCGACAGAGCGCUCAUUAUUUUCCCGACAGACCGAUGGACUUAUGACGCGAGUAGUAUUUUUUCAUAAAGUGCAUGGACAUUUGUUCUUUUUUGCACAGUGCAUUUUCAACUUUUUCCCACGCUUGUCGCCAAUGCACAGUGCAUUUUUCGCUUUUCGCACUGUGCAAACCUCAAAAAAGCCGCUUGCACUGUGCAAAAUUAUUCAGCAAAUCUGCGACGGCGCAGUUGAAAAAAAGCUUAUGUCGCAGCGACACUUCAAAUGCACAGUGCAAAAAUCAGAAAAAAACAAAAAGAGUGAAAUGCACAGUGCAAAAAAUCACAAAUUUUUGCUUUUUUUCGCACAGUGCAAACCUCAAGAAAACCGGUUUGCACAGUGCAAAGAUCAAUUUCUUUGCACAGUGCGAAAAUCAAAAGAAAAGAAGAAAAGUGAAACGCACAGUGCAAAAAAUCGCAAAUUUUUGCUUUUUUCGCACAGUGCAAAACUCCGGUGCAAAUGGAGACUUUUUGUGCACGGUGCGGGCCGCUGCAAAAUGUCCAUGCACUUUAUGAAAAUACAAAUACAUUAUAUAUCCUAUAUAUCAUCCACAUUCCAGAUACACCAAGCCCCCCAAGGACUAUCCUCGACCUCUUCAGGUGGGCCUGGCAUGGCCGAUCAUCUUCCUGCUGGGCUGUGUUUUCCUGAUCGUCUUCCCCAUCAUCCAAGCGCCCAUGGACACGGCGAUUGGAAUCGGAAUCAUGCUGACCGGACUCCCCGUCUACUUGAUUUUCGUUCAGUACCGAAGAAAAGUCCCAUUCAUUGACAACAUCAUGGACGAAGCGACAGUUUUUGCGCAAAAAUUACUGUUGGUGGUGCCCACGGAGAAGAAGGAUUGA